Messenger RNA from Neoarius graeffei (lesser salmon catfish), 3646 nucleotides. It is a transcript of the gene fbxl15, whose product is annotated as F-box and leucine-rich repeat protein 15. Lineage: Eukaryota; Metazoa; Chordata; Actinopteri; Siluriformes; Ariidae. Bases 29 to 964 code for a protein of 311 amino acids. The transcript has 4 exons. Gene Ontology annotation, molecular function: protein binding. The record is from RefSeq and is a predicted model, not a curated record.
CGCAUCACCCCGGUUAGGAGAACUGAACAUGACCGACAGCAGUAAUCGCCUCUCAGCUGUGACUUCCACUGCAGUGGGGGCAAAGCCGGAGGAAAGAUCCGGGUGGUCCAAGUAUCAGCUGUUAGACUUGCCCUGGGAGGACGUCCUCGUGACACAUGUGCUAUGCUACUUGCCUUUACGACACCUGCUCAGCCUACAGCGAGUGAGCAAAAGCUUCCGCUCUCUCGUUCAGGUUUAUCUGGCCAGCUGCCGCUCAUUCAGCCCUGCACAGACAGGUCCUUACAUUCCUAAAGAAGCUUUUUGUUCCAUGCUCUGUGAUAAUAGAGUCCUCCAGAGCCUCUCUGUACAUGGCUGCUGCGACUGGAUCACUGAUGAGGAACUGCUUCCUGUGAUUGGGCAGAACCAGCAGCUGCAGCGUGUGGACCUGCAUGGUUGUGUCCACCUCACUCGGCAUGCUCUGGUGGCUGUGGCUCUGAGCUGUCCCCGCCUGCAGCACCUGGGCCUGGCGCACUGCGAGUGGGUGGAUAACCUGGUGCUGCGCAGUGUGGCGGAUCACUGCACUCAGCUGCGGACGCUGGAUCUCACCGCCUGCAGGCAGCUGAGAGACGAGGCUGUGUGUUAUGGGGCAACGCGCUGGCCCACACUGCGCUCGCUCUCUGUGGCCAUCAAUGCCAACAUCACAGACAUGACAAUAGAGGAGGUGGCCAAGUGCUGCAGGGAGCUCGAACAUCUCGACCUGACCGGCUGUAUGAAGAUUCGCAAUGAGGCCAUCAGGACCGUGGCUGAAUACUGCACUAAACUGCAGUCUCUGAAGGUGAAUCACUGUCACAACAUUAAUGAGUCCAGUCUGUGUGUGCUGCGACGGCGGAAUGUAGACAUCGAUGUGGAACCUCCUCUCCAGAGGGCGCUGGUGCUGCUACAGAACGUGGUGGGCUUUGCUCCCUUCAUCAACCUACAGAUAUAACAGCACACGAACACCUGGGUCCAUGUGUAUCACACAUCUCAGAACAAGUGUGCUGAUCCGCAGUCAGCUGUUUCUCAGUGAACAUCACACUCAUUAGUCAGGUGUGUUUUUCUGAGAGGUGUGGUACAGAUGACCCCAAAAACCAGCCUAGCUGAAAUCAGGUGAGUGAUGAGUACCCCAUCUACUGUAUUCAACUACGUGUUUGAAAAGACAGGAUUAAAAAAAAAACACAACAUUUUACUUUGUUAGUUCAUGUUCCUGGUCUUGUUUUGCAACACUCAUUUCCAAUAAAAUUCAUACACUAUUAGAGUAAAAAAUGUUUUAUAUAGUUCUUUGCUUCUUAAAGAGAUUCUGCAUGAAACUCUCUCUCUCUCUCUCUCUCUCUCUCUGAUAAGAAAAGUCCGUUAUAGGAUUCAACAUAGAACUUUUUCCCCAGAGAAACAAACUGAAACAUUUGAUGAUUAUUAUUCUUCACUGGAAAGUUGCAAAAUCAUACAAAAAUCCAGGAUUUCUUGCUUGACUUGGAAAAAAAUGAUUUCGAAUUCACGCAAUUUUUAAUUCCCUUUGACAAAAAAGGUUAAUUCGGGCCGCCGAGUGGUGCAGCCGAAAAGCUUUCAUCAUCAUCAGGAGAUCACAAGUUUGAUUCUUGUUAAUGCCAAUGCCAUGUGCUCUGAGUGGGCAUGAUGAGGCAUUGGCAUGAGUGUCGGUCACAGUGACUCUAGCCAGUCUUGGGUGUGUGUGAGAUUAUGUAUGCAGAAAAGAGCAGAUAUGGCUUUCAGUCUGAGUGUGUUAGAUGUAUUACUCUGCGUGUGUGAGACAACCUAUGACGCAGCAUGAGCAGCAGUUUGAAAAGAUGCCGUAGGCUGGCUUUAUGUGUCUCGGAGGAAGCACGAGUUAGCCUUCAACCUUCCCAAGUGGUAGCUGUCAUGUAACAGGGAAGCGUUAGUUGGUGGGUGGAGAUUGGUAGGUGAGAAAAUUUGGGGAGAACAUGUGGAAAAAUCACAAGUCAAAAACACGAUCUGAGAGAGGUCUUUAGGGAGUAAGGAAUUCCUGACUGCAACCACAAUUCCAAAAAAGUUGGGGCAGUGCAUAAAACAUGGAUUAAAAACAGAAUGUGAAGCUUUGCAAAUCAUGGAAACCCUAUAAAAGUUAAAUAAAAUAAAAAGUUGUGUGAUGCUUAAAAAAAAAAAACCACUAACUAGGUUAAUUGGCAACAGGUCAGUGACCAUGAUUGGGUAUAAAAAAAAGAACAUCCCAAAGAGGCGGAGUCUCUCAGAAGUAAAGAUGGGGGGGUUCACCACUCUGUGAAAGACUACAUGGGCAAACAGUGCAACAAUUUAAGAAUAACGUUCCUCAAUAUAAAAUUGCAAAGAAUUUGGGGAUCGCAUCAUCUGUGGUCCAUAAUAUUGAAAGAUUCAGAGACUCUGGAGAAAUCUCUGUAGGCAAGAGACAAGGCUGAAAACUGACGCUGGAUGCUUGUGAUCUUCAGGCCCUCAGAAGACACUGCAUUAAAAGCAGACACGUGUCUGUAGUGGAAAUCACUGUAUGGGCUCAGGAACUCAUCAGAAAACCAUCAUCUGUGAAAACAUUUCAUUACUGCAUCCACAAAUGCAAGUUAAAACCAGAUAUAAACAAUAUCCAGAAACACCGUCACCUUCUCUGGGCCCGAGCUCUUUUAUGAUGGACUGAGGUGAAGUGGAAAAUUGUCCCGAGGUCUGACGAAUCAAAAGUAGAAAAAAAAUUUUUUUAAGAAGUCAUGGACACCACAUCCUCCAGGCUAAAGAGGAGAGGGACUAUCCGGCAUGUCACAGUUCAAAAGCAGCAUCUGUGAUGGUAUGAGGGGUCAUUAGUGCACAUGACAUGGGGAGCUUGUACAUCUGGGAAGGCAUCAUUAAUGCUGAAUGAUAUAAACACAUUUCAGAGCAAUAUGCUGCCAUCCAGACAAAAUCUUUUUCAGUGAAGGCCUUCCUUCUUUCAGCAAGACAAUGCCAAACCGCUUUCUGUACAUGUUAAAACUGCAUGGCUCCGUAGUAAAAGAGUCCAGGGGCUAAACUGGCCUGCCUGCAGUCCAGACUUGUCUCCCACUGAAAACAUGGCGCAUUAUGAAAAAAAAAAAAAGACAAAGGAGACCCCGAACUGUUGAGCAACUGAAGUUGUAUAUCAGGCAAGAAUGGGACAACAUUUCUCUUUCAAAUCUACAGCAGUUGGUCUCCUCAGUUCCCAAACAUUUACAGAGUGUUGUUAAAAGUAGAGGUGAUGCAACACAGUGGUAAACAUGCCCCAUCUCAACUAUUUUGAAAUGUGUUGCUGACAUCAAAUUCAAAAUGAGCAUAUGUUUUUCAAAAAAAAUUUUUUUUCUUAGUUUCAACAUUUGAUAUGUUGUCUUUGUACCAUUUUCAGUGAAAUAUAGGGUUUCCGUGAUUUGCAAAUUAUCGCAUUCUAUUUUUAUUUACAGUUUACGCAGCGUCCCAACUUUUUUGGAAUCGGGGUUGUAUAUUGUAUUGUAGGGGCUGCUAGAAAAACAUUAUGUGCCAAGUGCGACUAACUUGCAAUUGCUUUCUAAUUAAUUCAUUCUAAAGCUGAACACAAUUUGAAAGAAAUGUUUAAUUCGUAUUAAGGAGGUUAAUCUACUCGUACUUGUAAGUAACACAGGAAUGUUGUACAGUGGUGCUUGAAAGUUUG